GAAUAAAUACUUUUGCAUCUCAGCUGGCAGACAGGAUUCAUGUGACUGUUUAGUUUACAGUGAAUAUGUACUCCGCCCACUUUCUUGCUAAGUUACUAGUGGCACAGAGUCGCACGGCGUAAGAUCGCUUUAGAAAUAAUGCUGCUCUGAAAAUGAAAGGUUCAGAACAGCGAAUUUGACGUCUUUUUGUAGUUCAUGCGAUCUUAUGCUCCUUAAUCGAUUCCGCCUGAAACACUCACGGUGGCGAGGGUGCAUUGAGCGUGCCGGCUUCCAAUGUACUGAAGAAGCAUGUAAACCUAUUCCCGUCAGACACCCCUUGGUGAAAUGUUGCACCCAGCUCGGACAGGCGGAGAUGGCGAGAGUGGAUUACAACAAACAAUGGUUCCCAUUAAAAACAUUGAACGGGAGUUGAUCUGCCCAUCAUGUAAGGAGCUCUUCACUCAUCCCCUGAUCCUGCCUUGCCAGCACAGUGUCUGUCACAAGUGCGUCAAGGAGCUGCUGCUCUUCAGGGAGGAUGCAAAUACCGAGACAGACUCAGAGUUCUCCAACCCAGCCACUCCUGUCAGCAGCCCCAGAGUGCGUCGCCUCUCCUCGGCCAGUGUUGAGAGGCUCGACAGACUCACCCGGACAGCCUCACUGCGAAGGUCAUUCGGGAGAAAAGGAUCUGCUGCCCAUCCAGGCUGGAAACGGACCAUCCACAGUCAAGGAGUCACCACCUUCCCUUGCCCUGGCUGCAAAUGUGACGUAGAUCUCGGGGAGCGAGGCAUCAGUGGAUUGUUCCGAAACUUCACCUUGGAAACAAUCGUGGAGAGGUACCGGCAAGCCGCCCGCGCUGCUGUGGCCAUCAUGUGCAACCUCUGCAAGCCUCCACCCAGCGAGGCCACAAAGAGUUGCAUGGACUGCAAAGCAAGCUACUGCAAUGAGUGCUUUAAACUUCACCAUCCCUGGGGCACUCCAAAGGCUCAACAUGAGUAUGUAGGACCAACCACCAACUUCCGGCCCAAGGUUCUGAUGUGCCCUGAGCAUGAAAUGGAAAAGGUGACCAUGUACUGCGAGAUGUGCCGGAGGCCCGUGUGUCACCUCUGUAAGCUUGGUGGGUCACACGCCAACCACAAGGUCACUUCUAUGAGCAGUGCCUACAAAGUGCUCAAGGAGAAGCUGUCUAAGAGUAUUGGUUACCUCAUCAGCAAAGAGGGCCAAGUGAAAACUCAGAUCUUUCAACUGGAACACAUGAUUGAUCAGACAGAGAGGAAUGGAGAGAAGUCGAAAAGAGAAGCGACUGACUUGAUUGACAGGCUCUGCAGCAUCCUGGAGCAGCGCAAAAUGAAGCUGAUCAAGUCAAUUGAGGACAGCCAAAGCUCAAAGCUGGAGAGGCUGCAUUACCAGAUGGAUGAAUAUCAGGGAAUGUUGGAGAAUAGCGGACUGGUGGGCUAUGCUCAGGAAGUUCUGAAGGAAACAGACCAAUCCUGCUUUGUGCAGACAGCAAAGCAGCUGCACACGAGGAUCCGAAUGGCCACUGAGUCACUGAAAACCUUCCAGCCGGCUGCAGAGCCUUCCUUCACAGAGUUCACUCUGGACGUGUCUAGAGAGGAGGAGCUGCUAAAAGAAUUGUCUUUCACAAAUGUUCCAGAGGCGCCAGUAAUUGAUCAGAAGCAAAGCCGACUAUACGAUGAAGGAAUCAUCUGUUGGCAGCAGCCCAGUGGCACCCCUCUGGCUGACCACUAUAAACUGGAAUACAGGAAAAUUGAUCAAGAUGGAGACUGUGUCUGGCAGUCGACCGAGGAUGUGAGUGAAACAAGUCAAGUCGUCUCCAACCUCGACACCAACAGCAGUUAUGUCUUCAGAGUGAAAGGGUGCAAGAAUUCUAAUUACAGUGACUACAGCCAGGAAGUAGUUUUCUGUACACCACCUGCUCCAGUUUUUAGAUUUUUGUUUGACGAGACUUGCGGCUACAACAGUGACCACCUGAUUCUCAGCAAGCAGAGAGACUCUGUGGAGAGUGUGGCUGGAUUUCCUCUGUUGCUGGGUGCAGAGCGGAUUAUGGCUGGAAGUUACAUGUCCCUAAAUUUCAUCACUGGAGACACAGGAAUAACGAAAGGGAAAUUCUACUGGGCCUUCCGAGUGGAUGCAUCUUCCUACCUGGUCAAAGUAGGCGUGGUGUCUGAUACGAAGCUGCAGGAGUGGUUUCACAGUCCACACGACAUCAAUAGCCCCAGGUAUGACCAUGACAGUGGACACGACAGUGGGAGCGAAGAUAUUGCUUUGGAACACUCCCAGCCUUUCACCUUUGUUACCAUAGGAAUGAGGAAGUUCUUUAUGCCCAAAAGUCCUUCCACCUCUUGCACAGAGACUUGUGAGCGCUUUCUAUCUAUGCCCCAUCGCAUUGGCGUUUGUCUGGACUAUGACAGAGGGAAAGUCAGUUUCCACGAUGGGGACAAUAUGCAGUGUCUAUGUGAAAGGCGGGUGGAAUGUUCUGGAACAAUGUACCCAGCCUUUGGGCUAAUGGGAGGAGGUUCAGUACAUCUGGAGGAACUAGUGGCAAUGAAAGAGUUGAUCUACACGAUUUAGUUUCUUAAUUCAUGAUGGGAGGCUUUUUUCCAUGUGUAUGAAAAGAGCUUUUAGGAAAAUGUUUGCUCCCCCUGUUUGUAGCACUUUAUGGCAUGCACUGCUUGGAGAACCUUGACGUGUAAUUCCACAUGUGAAUGGUUCUCAGUAUAGUUUUGUGCAAUACUCAUUCACUGAUUAGAUAAGAUGUAACAGGGCAGCGGAAUGCUCUCUGAAAUCUUUUCCUUCCCCUUCAUCUCCGCUUUAUUUGUUGUUGAUGCGAAUUGGACCCUUUCAAAGGAAAUAAUGCAACUGAAGUGUGUUAAUAAUUCUGUUAACAUAUUUGUAGCUGCAACAAAGUGCAGUUUGGUAUUUAAAGUUUUCAAAGUAAAAUUUUAAAGAGCUGCAGGGAGUUGUUAUUUUUGACUUCUAGGUUUGAGAUUCUCGUAUCAUGCCACAAAAGCUACCAAUCUAAAAUGAAGUCAUGCCUUCUAUAAAAAAAUACUGACCAAAGUGUAAUUUGGUGGAGACUUCGUAACUUUGACAUGUCUAAAUAACAUAGUAAAAUAUUGAUGUCGUUUAUGAAUAUUCAGAUUAAUCAAUGCAAGAUUUCUGAAUGCACAUGGUGCAAGCUGGUGCUGUGGUGCUAGGUCCAGGACCAAUAAUAAAAAAUGUCAAAGCAACUGUUAUUUUAAAAUAUUAUUUUAUUUUAGAGACAAUGGAGAACAGGCCCAUCCAGUCCGACGAGCUGCUCUGUGUAACAAUCCGCCUAUUUGUCCUGAGUCUAAUCACUGGACAAUUUACAAUGACCCAUUAACCUACUAACCAGUACGUCUUUGGACUGUGGGAGGAAACUGGAGCACCUGGAGGAAACCUCCAUUCAUGGGAGAGGACGUACAAACUCUUUACAGGUGGCUUUGGAAUUGAAGUCCAAGUUCCGAUGCCCCCAGCUGUAAUAGCGGCACACUGACGCCACCCUGGCAUAGUAAGAGACACCGCAGAUGUUCCCUCACACUCCCACUAGCUCAAUAAAGAGGGUGUGCCAGGAGCAUCAGAGCCACAGUGGUUUUGAUCAACACCUGAGUUACGAUUUGCUGAAGGGGCAGAAUUCUUCUUAACUAUUGUCAGUACUGAUUUGGAAAAAAAAACUAAUGCUCAGUUUAAGUCUUCUUGCUCCCUCACUUAUUUUCUCACCUCAUUCAUACUGCUACAUUCUCUGACUUAAUCCUCUCCCCUGACUCCUGCUUCCUGUUGUGGUUGUUAGUGUGACUUGGGAAAAAAAUAAAUCUGAGAUUUAAUUGGCAAGAAACAAAUUACACUGGAUAUUCCUUUUACCAAUAGACACACAAGGAUGAUGGGCAACACCAGCCUAACCUCUAAUAUAUUUAUGUGACAAGGUCUCUAAUAUGUCAACACAUCUUGGAAUCUCAUAACACUUAAACAAUUAAGCCUGUUCAUUGUACUGUAAGAAUUAAAUUAAUGGUAUACUUAAUAGUGAUUGUACUGAUUUCUGAAGUAUCAGAACAUUCACCUGAAACAAUAAGUGAGCUCUGAGUUGUAAUAUUUGCUAACAAGGUGGGGAAAAAGACUUGAAAUCAGCCGCGAAUGAUGCUCCCUGUUACUGUUAAUUGGAAAUCAGGUGUGACAAGUUCCGUGAUAUUAUCUUACUGUAAGUACACCUGUUGAUGGUAGCACUGUGAUGCCCUAAUUCUGCACUUCCAAGCUUCUUGGUUGUAAGGAAGGGAAUCUUUGAUGUUUCUCCUUUGCUGUAUGGUUCUCAAGUUUCAUUAUGCAGUAAUAAAUAA
Hypanus sabinus (Atlantic stingray) is the source of this 4349-nucleotide messenger RNA. RefSeq names its product tripartite motif containing 36 (gene trim36). Gene Ontology annotation, molecular function: protein binding; zinc ion binding. Lineage: Eukaryota; Metazoa; Chordata; Chondrichthyes; Myliobatiformes; Dasyatidae. The transcript is spliced from 11 exons. The coding region runs from base 325 to 2568 and encodes 747 amino acids. The record is from RefSeq and is a predicted model, not a curated record.